This is a messenger RNA of Abrus precatorius (Indian licorice), 2469 nucleotides long. RefSeq names its product mechanosensitive ion channel protein 10-like. The transcript has 6 exons. Gene Ontology annotation, biological process: monoatomic anion transport; transmembrane transport; detection of mechanical stimulus. The record is from RefSeq and is a predicted model, not a curated record. Gene Ontology annotation, molecular function: mechanosensitive monoatomic ion channel activity. Bases 1 to 2469 code for a protein of 822 amino acids. Gene Ontology annotation, cellular component: plasma membrane. Lineage: Eukaryota; Viridiplantae; Streptophyta; Magnoliopsida; Fabales; Fabaceae.
AUGUUUACAUCUGGGUACUUUAGUUACGGAAAUGUUCAUGCUGAGGAAAGGGAUCUUUUCCUUAUUCGUGGGAGAAGAAGCUACGUUGUAGCUGAAAUCGAUGCUUCACUGUUUGAAACCCAACAAUUGCUUUUGGAGAAGCUAGAAAGUUCUCACCUUGACAUGGAAGAAGAAAAAACACUCGUGGCAGACAAGAAAGUGACAAAGAACGAGGUUGUUCUAAGAAUUUCAGACACAGAAGAGGCUUUGUACAUAACGAAGGAUAGCACAUAUUGUAGAAGUUCCCCAGUAGCUGAAAACACUUCCCAUUCUCCUCAGCACAAUACCCAGAUGGGUAAAGGGUUCAGAGAUUCACAUGGUGAAGUCACUGAACUUGAGAGUCUCAGAAACAAGGGUGAAGCUUCCACGGAGUUGGUGACAACAACACGUGGGUUGUUGGGUCGGUCGGAAUUUUCGAAGCCAAAGUCCAGAAUGGUGGAACAUCCAUGUCCAAAAGGUGCAAAAGUUGUUGAAGGAAAAGCUCAAAUGACAAGUUCCAAUUCAUCUUCAAGGAAUUCUCCUAACAAGAAUGUUACAGUUAAUGCUCCAAGGGAUGCUAUUGAUGCAACCCUUGUUACCCCACGAACCCCUUUGAUUGGAACACAAGGGGAAGAGGAAGAUGAUGUAGAAGAAGAAGUGUACAAGACUGCAAAUAUUGAAGUGAGCAAGAGGUUUGGUAAGAAGUGGAGAGUGAUGGGUUUGUUUGAGUGGUUUUCUUUUGUUUGUAUUGUGGGGAUUUUGAUUGCAAGCUUGAGUGUGUAUAAGUUGCAACAUGUGGAAAUAUGGGGCUUGGAAGUGUGGAAGUGGUGUGUAUUGGCAUUGGUUAUUCUAUGUGGUAGAUUGGUCACUGAGUGGUUUAUCAAUGUUCUGGUUUUCUUGAUUGAAAGGAAUUUCUUGUUUAAAAGGAAGGUUUUGUAUUUUGUUUAUGGUGUUAAGAAGAGUGUUCAGGCUUUCAUAUGGCUGAGUUUGGUACUUUUGGCAUGGGGUUUGCUUUUCAACCAUGGAGUUAAGAGAACAAGGAAAGUUACUAGGAUUCUUAGUUAUAUUACUAGGGCUCUUGCGUCUUGUCUUAUUGGAGCAGCUAUAUGGUUACUAAAGACACUGUUGAUAAAGCUGUUAGCUUCAUAUUUCCAAUCUACUAGAUUUUUUGAUAGGGUUCAAGAAUCAAUCUUUCAUCAAUACAUUCUGAGGGCUCUUUCUGGCCCUCCCUUGAUAGAGAUGGCUGAAACAGUAGGCAAGACUUCAAAUAGUGGCCGACUCAGUUUCAAGACCAUGAUUAGAGACAAUAAGAAUGAAGGGAAGAAAGAACAAGUCAUUGAUGUGGACAAGCUCAAGAAAAUGAACCAAGAGAAAGUUUCUGCUUGGACCAUGAAAGGAUUGGUUAAUGUGAUAAGGAGUUCUGGGUUAUCUACCAUCUCCUAUACUCCUGACGGUGUCGAUGAAGACGAGAGUGACCAGAAGGAUAAUGAAAUUACUAGUGAGUGGGAAGCAAAGGCAGCUGCUUAUCGAAUUUUUAGGAAUGUAGCAAAGCCAGGAAGCAAGUACAUUGAGAAGGAAGACCUCUUGCGAUUCAUGAAAAAUGAAGAAGUGGAAAAUGUGUUUCCACUAUUUGAAGGUGCAGUUGAGACUGGAAAAAUUAAGAGGAAGUCUCUGAAGAACUGGCUGGUCAAAGUCUACCUUGAACGCCGAUCACUUGUGCAUUCACUGAAUGAUACCAAAACAGCCGUUGAUGAGUUGAAUAAGCUUGCUUCUGUAAUUGUCCUUCUGGUGAUCGUCAUUGUGUGGCUACUUAUAAUGGGUUUCUUAACCACUCAAGUUCUUGUCUUUAUUUCAUCUCAGCUUUUACUUGUGGUAUUUAUAUUUGGAAACACAGCUAAGACUGUAUUUGAAGCUAUUAUAUUUGUUUUUGUGAUGCACCCAUACGACGUUGGUGAUCGUUGUGUGAUUGAUGGUGUUCAGAUGAUUGUAGAAGAGAUGAACAUACUUUCUACAGUCUUUUUGAGAUAUGACAAUGAAAAGAUAUUCUAUCCAAAUUCUGUUCUUGCAACCAAGCCAAUCAGUAACUUCUACAGGAGUCCAGAAAUGAGUGAUUUGGUUGAAUUUGCAGUUGAUGUUUCUACUUCUAUUGAGAGUAUUGGAGCUUUAAAGGCGAGGUUAAAAACAUACUUGGAGAGUAGGCCACAACACUGGCAUCCCAGUCACAGUGUAUUGGUGAAGGAUAUUGAGAAUGUAAACAAGAUGAAAAUGGGUUUGUCUGUUACUCACACCAUAAAUUUUCAAAAUUAUGGGGACAGAAAUAGCCGAAGAUCUGAAUUAGUCCUGGAGUUGAAGAAAAUUCUUGAAGAUCUUGAUAUUAAAUAUCAUUUGCUGCCACAAGAAGUUCAUCUUAGUUAUGAAAGGUCAGAAGACUCAACGGCGCGAACAUUUUGA